AUCUCUCUCCAGCACCAACAUGUGAAAACGUCAUGACGCUAGGCGUAAUGUUCAGUCCGUCCCCUAUGGUGAAUGAAGAAUCCGCUAUCCAAUUGUGGCACUGCCAUUGUCGAAAACAGCAACAUUGUUUCCUUCUGUAGACAAAGGGGCCUCGACAACCCGGUAAAUUACUGAAGAGUUAUCCAGUGCGGUGGCUUCUUGGUGAAGAGAUGGAAAAACAACCGAGGUUGUUGGCAUCCCAACUCCUACUGAAAAACAGCUUCUUCGAAGUGUCGUUAAACGGUGUGCUUCUGACGUGGAAAGAGAUUCCGACCAAGAAAAAACGCGUUUCGGGCGGCAUACAUUACCCAUUUAAAGUCGGUUUCUGUUUUCCUAAGUUUCACCGCAGAGGCAAAGGAGAGUCAGGUACCAGCCACAGUGUGUCAGUGUCUGAGAUCCUAGCAGUCAGGGAGCUCGAUGUGGACAGCAAGACGAAAGAUGACGGCAGGUGGCAGAAAAUGCCUCAGAAAUCGACUGAGGCCUAUCCAUAUGCAUUCACAGUGUCCUAUGUGGAGAGAGCCUGGCAGCACCGCUGGCGGUGUAGUGACGUCACCUUCCACUGUCUAGAGGGGGCACUGUGUCAGCAGUGGGUCCAGACCAUCAGAGGGCAGCUCGCAGCACUGACCAGCAGACCCAAGCAUUUGCUGGUGUACAUCAACCCCUAUGGGGGCAAGCAGCAAGGCAAGUGCAUUUACGAGCAGAAAGUCGCCCCUCUCUUCACCUGUGCCUCCAUCUCCACGGACGUGAUUGUUACAGAGCAUGCCAAUCAUGCCAGGGACCACCUGAGGACAGAGGCUGAGUUGAAGCAAUAUGAUGGAGUGGUGUGUGUGGGCGGGGACGGCAUGUUCAGUGAGAUAGUUCAUGGCCUGGUCUCCCGGACCCAGAGGGACAACGGCGUGGACCAGAACAGCCCGGAGGAGAAGCUGGUACCCUGCACUCUGCGCAUCGGCAUUAUACCCGCAGGUUCGACGGACUGCAUCUGCUAUGCAACUGUAGGCAUCAAUGAUCCUGUGACCUCAGCCUUACACAUCAUAGUGGGAGAUGCCCAGCCAAUGGACGUGUGCUCGGUCCAUCACAACAACACAUUCCUGAGGUACUCUGUGUCCCUGCUUGGGUACGGUUUCUAUGGCGACGUGCUGGCAGACAGCGAGAGGAAACGAUGGAUGGGACCAGCCAGAUACGACUUUUCAGGUUUUAAGACGUUUCUCACACAUCACUACUAUGAAGGGACUGUGUCUUUUCUACCAGCAACUGACAUACUGGGAACACCACGAGACAAGACCAGGUGUAGAGCUGGGUGCUUCAUAUGCCAACACAACGGACAGCUGUAUUCCGAGGACGCCCCAGAGAUUUGCAAGACUGAUCCAGAUGUCUCAGACAGUGAAUACGAAGGGGGAUGGCGGGUGAUCAGAGGGAAAUUCCUGGCCAUCAACGCGGCCAGUAUGAGCUGUGCCUGUCCCCGUAGCCCCAAGGGCCUGUCCCCCGCCGCCCACCUCGCUGACGGCACCACCGACCUCAUCCUCGUGCGCAAGUGCUCCCGAUUCAACUUCCUGCGCCACCUGCUACGCCACACCAGCAAAUACGACCAGUUUGACAUGACCUUUGUAGAAGUGCACCGUGUGCGGCGUUUCCACUUCACGCCGCGCCACUGCCAGAGCGACUCAGAGCUGGACCUGAGGGAGAACGGCAAGCGGCUUUUCAGCCAGAUCUGCCGAGACCACCCGGCCUGCAGCUGCAGCCCUGCCUACAGCAGCUGGAACUGUGACGGCGAGAUCCUCCCCCAUGCAGCCAUUGAAGUCGGAGUGCACUGCCAGUUGAUCAAGCUGUUUGCGCGAGGGAUCGAAGAGCAGCCUGUGUUUGAGGACCUUGCCAACCCGUGUGCAAUAUAGAUCCCCCUCUGCUGCCCUACCUUAUCAAAGUCACUGGAACAGUCCUACUGCAUUUUUUAAAAAGGAUGUCGCCCUGUGCACUACCUUUUUCUGAUGUACUUUUAGGUGUUUCAGACAUUUGUUACCUGGAGCCAUUUUUGUUUUUCCGCCACAUUUUAGAGUUCACAAGUUCACAGUUCAAAGAGUGCUGGUGCUGGUACACUUACGGAGAGGUUCACUAUCCACAUCCACUAUACUGAAGAAGAAAUCAUGAAAAUACUAAACAUUAUUGAAUGUAGCCUUUCCCCCUUUUCGACUCUCCUUUUGCAAUAGAGCGAUGUUAACCUAGCACUUAACAUGCUGCUCAACAUUUGUAGAACUCCUCUUUGCACGUGUUACAGUGUAUGAUGCUCCAAAUUAUGAAUAACUGUUACAACAUUUUGUUUAUUUAUGCAUUUGGAGAAAACAUUUAAUUAGAGGAUGUUUGAAUUUUACUAGCUGCUUGCACUUUUGUUUCAAAUAGGCCCUAUGCAUUUUGACCUUUUAAGUAAUGCGUUGUUGGAAGUUAUUUCCCUGCACCUAAAAAGCAUGAAUUUGAAUACAUUUGUAUGGAUGAUCGGAUAUUGGGUGAACCAGAGAACUCUCUAGGGCAGUGUUUCCCAACUCCAGUCCUCAAGUGCCCCCAACAGUACAUAUUUUUGUUGUGGCCCCGAACAAGCACAACUGAUUAUACUUGUCAACUAAUCAUCAAGCCCUUGACAAGUUGAACCAGGGGCCUCAUUUAUCAACCGUGCAUGCAUUUCUUACUUAGUUCUGGCGUACGUGGAGAUUCUAGGAUUUGCGUGCACAACAAAUUUAUCAAACUGUCGCACGCAACAUAUACGCAUGUUUUCAUGCUUUAAUCAGAGCCAUACUAUACUUGUGGGCUUGUGAACGAGCACUACAACCCGACCUGGAAAACACCCUCCAUUCACCUUUUAUGGUAACAACAAUGCCCUCAUUUGCUGUAUGAUUUUGAGAUGUUGGAGCUGGGCCAUGAUCGUUUCUAAAAUAAAUCGUAAUAGCAAAUUCUAUCACAUUUCAAUCUUUUGCAGUGACAUAUGCCACCUAUAGCGAGUGCAAACACUGUCCGCGCGUACUGCAAGAUUGAUUGUCCAUUCAAACAAUUUACAAGUAAAUGCUACAGCCCACACUUCUAUGCAAAAUACUAAUUGUUGUUCAAUAUUCUGUUAAUCAAUAGAUGAUUGUGUUUCUAUCUCUUGCCUUGGUAUAGGCUCUGAGAUUAAUAGGCUAUUAUGUCUCACUCCUAUCGCACAUUAAUACUGUAGCCUACCCAUACUGUCAUAUACCUAUUUACUUUCGAGCAUGGUUGGUUAUUGAAUAAGUGAUGGAUAAAUGGUAGCCUAAUAUUUGUUGCGUAGCGGGAAUAAACCAGUCGUCAGAAAAGGAGAGAUGUCCUGCAAUAUGAUUUAGGUCUAUAUAAGUAAAAUGAAUAUAUUAGGCAACAUGCUGCUAUGCGAUCUUCUUACCAACGGCAAAUGCAUCUGUUUUAUCAUUAGACCAACGUUUUAAUGUUUUUGUUAUCCUAACAUUCUUAUAAUUCCUGUGCAUCAAACACCUCCAUUUCCCCCAAAAUAACAUAAUUUGCUUGCAAUACCACUAGAUCAACCACUAGAAGUUGUAUGGUUUGAGAUUUGCGUGGAGCUAUGCACGCUUUCCCAUCAAGUUCAAAAUUGGUAAAUACCAAUCUUUGCGGGAAAACUGCUGCAUGCAAGGUUUAGUCUUUUUUGUGCGCACGCACAUUGAUAAAUGAGGCCCCAGUUGUUUUUGUCUGGGGCUACAACAAAAAUGUGUGCUGUUGGGGGUUCUCGAGGACAGGAGUUGGGAAACACUGCUCCAGGGGUACCAGAUACCAUCCAGACUCUCACCUUAAAGGAGAAGUUAGCUUUUUUACAAACAUAAUCUGUAUUUUGUAUGUAAAUGGAAUGUUCUACAAGGGUCCAGACACUUUUUUGCGAUUUCACGUGUUUGUGAGAAAGUUACCCCAAACAGCGAUUCACUUCCUCAUCCUUGUUUUGCAAUACGGGGGCUCUGAAAAAACAUGAGCAAAUGCUCCAAAAACACCCAAAUACGUGAUUUUUUAAACGGAAAUGCUCUCAGUAUAGUAAUGCAGGUCUUUAGAUGUUGUACACAUGUAAUUGUGUCAUUCCGAUCUUUUCCGCAACGCUAUAUUCCUUUUUGUGCGACUCGAGUUUCCCCCAUCCAGCUGUUCCAUUCUCCAUGUAGCCUGCUGCUAGAAUGGACGGAGAGGUAUCACUCCAGUCGCAACAAAAUGGAAUAUAACGUUGCGGAUAAAGUUCAGAAUGACACAAUUUCAUGUGUACAAUAUUGGAAUUUGGCUUCUAGGUACCCUUGCUAAGGCCAGAGGUCACCGUAAAGCAGGUCUUAGUAACUGUUAUCUGGGCCCUUGAGCCAUAAAAUUGGCCAUGGGUGUCCUUAAGCGAUUUAAGAUGUUUCAAAUGUAUAUAGUCUAUUCAACCCCAAGGUCUCAGACUUGAUUUAAUGCUUUGGCACCAGGCAUGGAAGGAUGAAACAGCGAACAGAUAAGGCAAGAGUAUUUGGGUCUGCCCUCCCCUCUGGUGGUAGAUUUGCUGUGAAUCUCUUAGAAGAACGUGUCCGUCUCUUCAUAUCCAUAUGUCUCUCUAUUAAACCUUUAAAUAUA
Coregonus clupeaformis (lake whitefish) is the source of this 4629-nucleotide messenger RNA. RefSeq names its product ceramide kinase. The transcript is spliced from 14 exons. The coding region runs from base 210 to 1928 and encodes 572 amino acids. The record is from RefSeq and is a predicted model, not a curated record. NCBI's taxonomy places the organism in Eukaryota, Metazoa, Chordata, Actinopteri, Salmoniformes, Salmonidae. Gene Ontology annotation, molecular function: kinase activity.